Molecule: messenger RNA, 1188 nt
Organism: Dibothriocephalus latus
Lineage: Eukaryota; Metazoa; Platyhelminthes; Cestoda; Diphyllobothriidea; Diphyllobothriidae
Source: the annotation of a GenBank genome assembly
AUGAAAGGACUGGAUAAGAAAAACAAUGAAUUUGACCACAAUGUCCUCGACCCGAUCACGACACUUAGGACGGACCUCAAAAACUGGCUGACAAUGCGAGCACGAGGAAAACCAACCACUGAUCCGCAACCAAUUAAAGAUCUCCUACGAGGAAUGUUUACUUCUAUUGCUGCCAUGGAGAAGGAUUUAGCUUCUGAAGAGGAUGCCCUGAGCAUAGAAGAUAAGAACGUCGGUAUACCACCAGAGGCCUGGGAGUGGGAUGCACCAAACGAUGAAUUCCGCGCUAAACUCCUAACCGAAUUCAUCCACUUGGACGCAGGUUUCAUGGACCGAAUCAACCAACUGAGAGCUGAAAUGAUUGAUUUGGAUAACCGCAGGGAGAUGAUUAACGCGAUAAGAUUUAUGGAUCUCAAAUUUCUACGCAUAUAUAUAGCACAGAUCUUGGACCUUCUGAAUGAACACAACAUUUUGCGAACACGAAUGGGAGACCUGAUCUUGUGCUGGACGCGCUCUCGACAAGAAAUGAGCGAUCGUAUACGCCUGAGCCUCAGUGACGCACUAGUAGAAGCCGAGAAACGUGACCUUCAGAAAUGCAGUGCGGAGAAGCAGCGAAAUCUGUGCCUUCAGUUAGCCGCCCAGGACGUCGUGAAAGAUACCGUUAAUGCUAGUGAUGGUGGUGAUGAGGAGGAGAAGGAGGAGAAAGUUGAUGAUGAUGAGGAUGAUGAUGAUGAUGAGUACGAUGAUGAUGAUGAUGAUGAUGAUGAUGAUGAUGAUGAUGUUGAUGAUGGUGAUGAUGAUGAUGAUGAUGAUGAUGAUGAUGAUGAUGAUGAUGAUGAUGAUGAUGAUGAAAAUGAUGAUGAUGAUGAUGAUGAUGAUGAUGAUGAUGAUGAUGAUGAUGAUGGCGGUGGUGGUGGUGGAAACUGCUGGAUUGCGCACGGUUUUAAUGUGUUGGAUGGUCGAGAUCCGCUUGGAUAUCCAAGAUUUGGUCGCCGCACUGCAUAUUUGAAAGAUAAUCUGUGGGUUCAGCAAUGGCGAAAGGAGAAGGCCGAAUUGGCAGAGCUGGAGUAUCGAGCCAAUCAGGAAUUCCAGGCUGAAAAAGCGCGACUGGAUGCAGAGAAGUUAGAUCGUGAAAUGCACCGUCGUCAAGUCAUCAAAAAACUGGUAAGUUUAUAUAUGCGCCCAAGUUAA